Molecule: messenger RNA, 507 nt
Organism: Pecten maximus
Lineage: Eukaryota; Metazoa; Mollusca; Bivalvia; Pectinida; Pectinidae
Product: potassium voltage-gated channel subfamily C member 1-like
Exons: 1
Coding region: 1-507 (168 amino acids)
Biological process (GO): potassium ion transmembrane transport; protein homooligomerization
Cellular component (GO): voltage-gated potassium channel complex
Molecular function (GO): voltage-gated potassium channel activity; protein binding
Source: RefSeq, a predicted model, not a curated record
AUGGACGUAGAACUAGUCGAGGAAAAGCCAUGCGACAACAUGAAAGAGAUCAUUCAUAUUAAUCUUAGAGGUACGAGAUUUUCGACAACCAGAUCGACACUGAGUAGACUUCCAGUGUCUAUACCCGAGGACGAGAGGGGUAUUUAUGAUGCAAGCAAUAAUGAGUACUUCUUUAACAGAAACCCUGGCAUCUUUCACGAGAUCCUUGACUAUUGUGAAACAGGACGUCUUCACCUCCCCGAGAAUGUCUGUUCUCAGAGUAGUCGGGAGGAGCUGGCUUUCUGGGGAAUCCCUCAAGAUUGUGUCCAACAAUGCUGCUGGAAAGCUUUCUAUAAAAUCGACGAUGAGAUGGACGUACUAGACAAACUGUUGAGAUACCUUCCUUUGGAAACUGAUUCGACACGUGCGCAAUCUAAGUUCCAGAGGUCUUCGUUCGGAAACUUUCAAGCAAGGUCGUGGCGUUUUCUCCAUGACUGGAACUAUUCUCGGGCUGCCAAGGUACUGUAA